Molecule: messenger RNA, 246 nt
Organism: Penicillium manginii
Lineage: Eukaryota; Fungi; Ascomycota; Eurotiomycetes; Eurotiales; Aspergillaceae
Exons: 1
Coding region: 1-246 (81 amino acids)
Source: RefSeq, a predicted model, not a curated record
AUGUCUCAUCUCUUUCAGAGAGGACGAGAGAAGUUGGACAAGACCAGAGAAAGCUUGAAGAGACGCGGAGAAUCACUCCGCCGAGGACCCGAGGACACCGAGGAAGUGCGACAACCAAAGAUUCGGAAGACCGGUGAUCCAAUACCGCCGUUGAGACUUCGAAAUCCUACAGGGACGUUAAUAAGUAAACCCGAAGAUAUACCCGAUGAUUGGGAUCCAAAUGAUGAUGAUAUAGAUGAAAAGUAA